AUGUCGUCUCCUUCUUACGCUGGUAUGUCCGGCAGGAAGCUUUCCCUGACCGUUUCUACUAUCGCCACUAUGGGUUUCUUGUUGUUCGGUUACGAUCAGGGUGUUAUGUCUGGUAUCAUUAACGCUACUCCCUUCGACGAUGUCUUCACUGUUACCAAGGAGGCUGGUACUCAGGGUUCCGUCAUGCAAGCCUUGAUCACCGCUGUCUACGAAGCCGGAUGUUUAUUCGGUGCCAUGUUCGCCCUUUUCACUGCUGAUGCUAUUGGUCGUCGUUGGAUGAUUAUCGCCGGUGGCGCCGUUAUGAUCCUUGGUGUCGUUAUCCAAGUCACCUCUUUCGCCGAUCACAUUCCCCUCCUGCAAUUCAUGAUCGGCCGUAUCAUUACUGGUGUCGGUAACGGCAUGAACACCUCUACUAUCCCCACUUACCAGGCUGAGUGCUCCCGUACCAGCAACCGUGGUCUGCUUAUCUGUAUCGAGGGUGGUGUGAUUGCCAUCGGUACGGCUAUUGCCUACUGGAUUGAUUUCGGUGCUUCUUACGGACCUGCCGAUCUCACAUGGCGUUUCCCCAUCGCUUUCCAGAUCGUCUUCGGUCUCGUCAUUGUGAUCGGUAUGUUCUACAUGCCUGACUCUCCUCGUUACCUGAUCUCUCGCGGUAAGGUCCACGAGGGUGAGUACGCUCUUGCUGCCCUGGCUGGCACUGAAAUCGAUGCCCCCGAGACCCAGCUCCAGAAGCAGCUCGUCAUUGAAUCUAUCGAGGCAGCUGGUGUUGCUAACGGUGCUGGCUACUCCGACCUGUUCACUGGUGGCCGCACCCAGCAUUUCCGUCGUAUGCUUAUCGGAUCUUCCUCUCAAAUUGCUCAGCAGCUAUCUGGUUGCAAUGCUGUCAUCUACUACCUGCCUGUGCUUAUGGAGAACUCCCUUGGUAUGGAUACCACCCUUGCCCUGAUUAUCUCCGGUGUGAACAUGAUCGUCUACGCCAUCUUCGCCACAUUCUCCUGGUUCUUCAUUGAGAAGAUCGGUCGUCGCAAGCUUUUCCUUGUCGGUAUGUCCGGACAAUGUGUUUCCAUGAUCAUCGUCUUCGCCUGUCUCAUUCCCGGCGGUGCUGGACCUGCCAAGGGUGCCGUCUUCGGUCUGUUCCUGUACAUCGCUUUCUUCGGUGCCACCAUUCUUCCUCUCCCAUGGUUGUACCCUGCUGAGAUCUCGCCUAUCCGUACCCGUGCCAAGGCCAACGCUGUCUCCACCUGCUCUAACUGGAUUUUCAACUUCACUGUUGUCAUGAUUACUCCUGUCAUGGUCGCCCGUAUCGGAUGGGGUACUUACCUUUUCUUCGCUGCGUGGAACGCCGUCUUCAUCCCCAUCAUGUACCUCUUCUACCCCGAGACCGCUGGUCGCAGUCUGGAGGAAAUCGACAUCAUCUUCGCCAAGGGCUUCUGCGAGAAGAUCAGCUACGUCAAGGCUGCCAGAGAGCUCCCCAAGCUCACCGAUGAGCAGGUCGAAGAGAAGGCUCUUGAGUACGGCUUCGGUGAUCUCGGUCAUCCUGAGGAUAUGGAGAAGGGUAACCCCAACUCCUCUUCUGAGGAUGAGCAGCGUGAGAACUACCAGGAGGAGCACACCACCACUCUGCACGAGUAA
Penicillium angulare is the source of this 1632-nucleotide messenger RNA. RefSeq names its product putative MFS monosaccharide transporter. Bases 1 to 1632 code for a protein of 543 amino acids. The record is from RefSeq and is a predicted model, not a curated record. Gene Ontology annotation, biological process: transmembrane transport; carbohydrate transport. Gene Ontology annotation, molecular function: carbohydrate:proton symporter activity. NCBI's taxonomy places the organism in Eukaryota, Fungi, Ascomycota, Eurotiomycetes, Eurotiales, Aspergillaceae. Gene Ontology annotation, cellular component: membrane. The transcript has a single exon.